This is a messenger RNA of Malassezia sympodialis ATCC 42132, 720 nucleotides long. RefSeq names its product putative pyridoxal 5'-phosphate synthase (gene SNO1). Gene Ontology annotation, biological process: pyridoxine metabolic process; pyridoxal 5'-phosphate biosynthetic process. Gene Ontology annotation, cellular component: glutaminase complex; cytosol. The record is from RefSeq and is a predicted model, not a curated record. NCBI's taxonomy places the organism in Eukaryota, Fungi, Basidiomycota, Malasseziomycetes, Malasseziales, Malasseziaceae. Gene Ontology annotation, molecular function: glutaminase activity.
AUGAGCGAGAGGACGGGCGUGACGAUUGGCGUGCUGGCGCUGCAGGGCGCCUUCCACGAACAUAUCGCGCGCUUUGCAUCCCUCAGCGCGAGUGCAAGCCAUGUGUCUGUGCGCAGCAUUGCUGUGCGCCGGCCCGAGCAGCUCGCGCAGUGCGACGCGCUCGUGAUUCCCGGCGGCGAGUCGACGGCCAUUGCGCUCGGCCUGCACAACGCCGGCCUGACGGAGCCGCUGCGCACAUGGAUCCGCGAGGGAAGGCCCGUGUGGGGCACAUGUGCGGGCAUGAUCAUGCUCGCGAACACCGCCACCGGCGGCAAGCGCGGCGGCCAGGAGCUGCUGGGCGGCCUGCACAUCCAGGUGGGACGCAACGGCUUUGGCUCGCAGGUGAACUCGUUCGAGUGCGACGUGCAGUGCCCUGCGAUCGGCGACACGCCGUUCCCCGGUGUGUUCAUCCGCGCGCCGGUGGUCGAGGCGCUCGGCGGCGGCGGCGCGGCGGCGGCGGCGCCCGUCUCGCACAGCCCCGACGACAUGCACGGCCUGUUCCCGGGCACGCCCGUAGAGCCGAUCGCGUGGCUCCCGCCGGCCUCGGACACAGCCGCGGACCCGUCGCGCGUCGUCGCCGUGCGCCAGGGCCGCCUGCUCGCCACGAGCUUCCACCCGGAGCUGACGACCGAUACACGCCUGCACAACUACUUCGUGCAGAUGGUCGUAGGCGCCGCCUAG